AUGUCCGCCUCGCACGUUCCCGUCUCUGACAUUAAAGUCGUCCCGACUGCCCCUGGCUGGGCUGUUGAAGGCCGCCCCCGCGAAACAUUCCGCAUAAUCCAAGUCUUCCACCCCUCCAACCUGCCCGGCAAACAAAUGAUCCUCGGAAAAGUGUACAUGCCUCCCGGGGCUGCCUCCCCACCCCAUACACACGGCGGCGCCGCUAUUAUCGCCGUGACCCUGGAAGGCGAGGUGCUGAACCAGAUGAACUGCGGCGAACCGGAGAUUGCGAAGCGGGGUGAGCACUGGUAUGAGGCGCCCGGGUGCCAUCAUCAGCGGUCGGAGAAUAAUACGGAGCGCCAUGCGGAGUUUAUUGCCGUGCUUGUUGUUGAUGAUGAGGUUGUCAAGGAUGGGUAUCAGAAUAUUUUUGUGUUGGAUGCGGAGAGGGAUGCGGCCAAGGAGAAGGCAGGGGACAACAAGGCUUAG
Molecule: messenger RNA, 465 nt
Organism: Aspergillus calidoustus
Lineage: Eukaryota; Fungi; Ascomycota; Eurotiomycetes; Eurotiales; Aspergillaceae
Source: the annotation of a GenBank genome assembly